This is a messenger RNA of Limanda limanda (common dab), 1028 nucleotides long. Its product is annotated as inositol monophosphatase 1-like. Gene Ontology annotation, molecular function: inositol monophosphate 1-phosphatase activity. Bases 79 to 930 code for a protein of 283 amino acids. The record is from RefSeq and is a predicted model, not a curated record. Gene Ontology annotation, biological process: signal transduction; inositol metabolic process; phosphatidylinositol phosphate biosynthetic process. Lineage: Eukaryota; Metazoa; Chordata; Actinopteri; Pleuronectiformes; Pleuronectidae. The transcript has 9 exons.
CAAAAGCACUUGCAUCAAGGAGCCACGUCUGACCACACGUCCCGACUUCACAGGCUCUCCUAAACUAAAAGAAGAAAAAUGGGGGAACCAUGGCAGAAAGAAUUUGAGUUUGCUGUAGAAGUAGCGAGAAAAGCCGGAGCGGAAAUCAGAAAAGCUGGAGACAGUGAAAUCCGAAUUAUGACAAAAAGUUGCACCGUUGAUCUUGUCACUAAAACUGAUGAGAGGGUGGAGAAGAUCAUCAUCGGGUCGCUGAAGGAGGAAUUUGGAGAAGGAACACACUGUUUCAUCGGGGAGGAGUCGGUGGCGAAGGGCGAACCGUGCGUCUUAACUGACAAACCCACGUGGAUCAUCGACCCAGUGGACGGAACCACAAACUUCGUCCAUGGAUUCCCGUUUGUGGCCGUGUCGAUCGCCUUCGCUGUCAACAAGAAGUUGGAGUUCGGUGUGGUGUACAGCUGCUUGGAAGACAAGAUGUACAAGGCCAGGAACGGGAAGGGAGCUUUCUGCAACGACGAGCAAAUCCAGGUGUCUGACAUCAAAGAUAUUAAAAAGUCCAUCAUCAUUUCUGAACAUGGAUACGACAGGACACCGGAGAGUGUGACCAAAAUUUUCUCCACCAUGCGGAAGAUCCUCUGCAUCCCCGUGCACGGGCUGCGCGGAUCCGGCACAGCUGCCACCAACAUGUGUCUGGUGGCGUCCGGGGCGGUGGAGGCCUUCUUCGAGAUCGGGAUCCACUGCUGGGACAUCGCUGCCGGCGCCGUCAUCGUGAAAGAGGCCGGAGGAGUUUUACUGGAUGUGGACGGGGGGCCGUUCGAUCUGAUGUCUCGAAGGAUGGUGUCAGCAAACAACGACGUGAUCGCCACGAGGAUCAUCAAAGAAAUCGAACCGUUCCCGGCGGUGAGGGACGACGCUCCGGUGCAGAAGAAAUGAGAAAAUUCCCGAAUCCACUCGGCAUUAGCGAGAAAAGAACAAAAGUGGAACCAGUCGCUGUGUGUGUGUGUCUCUGAAUAAAGUUACUCUGCUGAUCA